Molecule: messenger RNA, 1878 nt
Organism: Dichomitus squalens LYAD-421 SS1
Lineage: Eukaryota; Fungi; Basidiomycota; Agaricomycetes; Polyporales; Polyporaceae
Exons: 5
Coding region: 1-1488 (495 amino acids)
Biological process (GO): cellular response to pH
Cellular component (GO): plasma membrane
Source: RefSeq, a predicted model, not a curated record
AUGACCAGCUAUCUUUAUGAGCUCCCUACCACUGGUGCGAUAUCGUUCGCAGACGCAUGCCUCGACUCUACAGCGACAUACACCGCGGACAUCGCAGAUACUACGGAAGCCCGUGCCAAUCUGCGUGCUACUCUCAAGGAGAGUAAACGCACGGACAAUAGUGAAAAGGACUACCUCAAACUGGUAAAGGUCCUAGACGAAUACAUACCUAAACUAUACGGUCUGCUGAGCUGUAUCAACAGCGGAGAGAUUUCGCUAAAAGCUGAGCCAAUCUUCAGCUGGCGUACCACCCUAUCUUCAACCCUCUUCCACAACUCCCCGCGUUUAUCCCUACCUACUUUUUCCACAGAGCUUAUCUUCGCUCUCCUCACUUACGCGUUCUCCAUCUCCAAUCUCGCGCGCGCAGUCGUCCACUCUCUAGGCCGCUAUGAGACCGAGCGCGCUAUCUCCGACAACGAACGGAAGGCCAAAGACGAGCGCCUCGCGUUCGCGGUGACUUUGCUAUGCAAAGCGGCAGGUGUGUACGAGUACGUCGGCAAAGAGUGCAUAGCAGAGUGGGACAGAGAGCGGGCGCGGGUGACGUCGCUCGGGAUGAGCUGUCCGCGCCCGCCCGACAUCAGCAGGGAAGUCGUCAUCGGCCUCAGCAAGAUGGCACUGGCAGACGCGCAGACCCUCGCGAUCCGCAAACUGCUCUCUAAAGCCGCAUUCGAGAGCACGCUCACACCCGGGCCGCCGCUGCCCAAGUCCCACCCUUCGCCCGCGCUCGUUGCGAAGCUCCACCUCGAGUGCGCGUCACUCUACUCGUCCGCUCGCGCGCUCGUGAAGACGCCUGGGGCGUCCAAGUCGUCCUCGAAGUCAAAGUUGAAGAUGUCACUCGGACGCGACAAGGACAAGGACAAGAACGCCAAUGCGGACGAUGAGACCGGGGAAGAGGUCGCGCCGGAGCUCCGGCGAUACCUCGCGGACGAAAUCGCGUUUCACGCUGCGCUGGCGCGCAAGUGGUUAGGCGUCGACGCGGGUGAGCACGGGGGCACAAGCAAGGGCGGGAUCGCAGUCGGCUUCCUUUCCUGGGCGAAAAGGGAGCUGGAGGAACUGAAGAGCGGGCAUUCCUCCGGAGGAAUGAUCAGCGGCGAACGGGAGAAGGAGAUCCGAGAGAGAAGGAAGGCGCGUGUCCAGGAGGAGCUUGAGAGCACCGGCACAUUCUUGGUAGGAUACAAAAAGAUGAACGAUUCCAUUUCGUUCCAACCCGUCCCACCCCAGUCAGACCUGCAAGCGAUGAUUCCAGCAGGACUGCUAGCUGUUGUCGUCAAACCCUACACGAAACCCACGCCUGCCUUCGGACCUGGAUCUGUUGAGUACAUACGUCGUCAGGCAGAAGAGCUUGAGCUGCUAGAAGCUCAAAGCAAUGGAGAAGGCUCACCGGCAUCUCCUGCUACGCCCAGCAGCGGUCCAACCAAGUCGUAUGCGGGUGCAGAAGCCUACUACUGAACGGCUGAGUCUCCGGGAUCAAUGUCAACCCACGAUGGUGGCGCCAAGAAGCGAUCUAUCUGUAUACUGUAUACGCAUUGUAUCUGUAGGUGCAUUAUCACGAGCUAUGAGCAUGGCGUGCUACGCAUGAAUCGCUGUUUCCUGUUGUACAGCCUUGUUGAUCUUGAUUUCCUCAGCAGGGACUAUAGGACAAUUAUUAGCGAUGUCUUCAUCUGUAUACCGCUAAGUAUCUUGUGCUCGUUUCUUGCGCAGGUGUCAUCUCAACAUUGCGCCCUUUGAGAUUUCUCUAUGUCUCCCUCCUGCGGUCUGGCUCUCCAAGAACUUGUGGCUGCGCAAGCUGUAUGCCUAGGCGCUCCGACGAUUGUAAUAUCAAUAAGACAACUGCAGCAG